Molecule: messenger RNA, 1155 nt
Organism: Folsomia candida
Lineage: Eukaryota; Metazoa; Arthropoda; Collembola; Entomobryomorpha; Isotomidae
Product: glycine-rich RNA-binding protein 2-like
Exons: 4
Coding region: 77-514 (145 amino acids)
Source: RefSeq, a predicted model, not a curated record
CUCCGAAUUAACAACUUGGCCAUUGUGUUGGAAAGCUUCAUUUGUAUCUCAAUCUUUAAUAAUAAUUUGGUUCAACAUGAUCUAUAAUACAAGCUUAAGCAUUAUAACUUUGUGCAUUUUAACAAUUAUCCAAGCAUCCUUGUCGCUUCAUGAUGAGGUUGUGUCCAAAGAAAAUGAGACAACAAUAGUUACAAAUGGGACAAGCCAGAUAACCCAGGGAAAGGCACUGGAAAAACAUAUUGUGUUUCCUUCUGAAGAAAAUUCGAUCACACCUAAAACAGCUAAUAGUAGUUCCGUAAAUGCCACAAAUCAGACUGAAAAACUACCGGAUGGGCACAAUAGGGAUAAACGACAUGGUGGUGGUGCAGACGCAAUUGUAAUUGUGAUAAAAAAAAAAGGAGGUGGUGGUGGUAAAGGAUUUGGUGGUGGAUAUGGAGGUAUGUUUUUACGUCACAUACUUUAUUUACUGAGAGUCUUAAUUAAUUUUCCCUAUAGGAUACGGUGGUGGGGGUAAGGGGGGUGGAUUCGGGAGUUACGGAGGUGCGUAAAUUAUAACGCCAAUGUUAUGUUAUAUAGAUCUACUCAUCCUCAGUGUUUUAGUAUCCUCAUACCUCUGAAUAUAUCGUCAGUUGUCGUUUUUUUGAACAUACAGCCUAUUUAAAAAGCUGCAAGAUCAACUUAGAGUCAGAUCCAGGGACAAUUUAUAGAAUUGCCAAAAUUGGUUUACAGUUCCUUUGAUACGGAAUAUUUCUAGAUUUUGGCGAUCAUUACCUCAGUUUAUAAUUUUUUUUAUUAAUUUUCCCUAUAGGAUACGGUGGUGGGGGUACGGGGGGUGGAUUGGGGAGUUAUGGAGGUGCGCAAAUUAUAACGCCAAAUCAUUUGGCCCAAAUGUUAUAUUACACAGAUCUACUCAUCCUCAGUGUCUUAGUAUCCUCUUACCUCUGAAUAUAUCGUCAGUUGUCGUUUUUCGAACAUGCAGCCUACCUAUUUGAAAAGCUGCAAGAUCAAAUUAGAAUCAGAUCCAGGGACAAUUUAUAGAAUUGCAAAACUUGAUUUACAGUUCUUUUGAUACGGAAUAUUUCUGGAUUUUGGCGAUCAUUACCUCAGUUUAUAAUUUUUUAAAUUAAUUUUCCUUAUAGGAUACGGUGGGGGGAA